Messenger RNA from Oncorhynchus nerka (sockeye salmon), 7187 nucleotides. It is a transcript of the gene slc2a15a, whose product is annotated as solute carrier family 2 member 15a. The record is from RefSeq and is a predicted model, not a curated record. Gene Ontology annotation, molecular function: hexose transmembrane transporter activity. Gene Ontology annotation, biological process: monosaccharide transmembrane transport. NCBI's taxonomy places the organism in Eukaryota, Metazoa, Chordata, Actinopteri, Salmoniformes, Salmonidae. The coding region runs from base 315 to 1946 and encodes 543 amino acids. The transcript has 13 exons. Gene Ontology annotation, cellular component: plasma membrane.
AUUGAUUUCAGCAUGUCUUCCUCUAGGCAUCACGUUGUUCGCCAUCAUGUGAUGACACUGGUCUCAAGCCUACUUGUUAACCAGAACCGAGGGCAUCACUACCCGAAGGAGAGGGCCGAGACGCUAUAGAUUAACAAAAAGGCGACCCUAUAACCUGCAACUGCGUGUUUUUUUAGUCUCAACUAUGACCACGCCUGUCUUCUCAAAAUGAGUUUUGCUGUGAUGCCGGUAGAUUUUAGAAAAACGUAGGUCGAGCAUCUUUAUUUUCCCACCGCCGAAAGUUAAAGAGGAAAUAUUUAACGAAAGAUUCAUAAAUGGCUGAAGAAGUUUUAAUAACGCCACCAGGGAAAAUAACGUCGUUCCUCAGACCCAUGGAUUCCUCCAAACUAAAGGCCAUAGAAGAGAUGAAUGAGAGCCCAACACACCUGACCUCAUCUCUGUUGGCAGUAGCAUUCCUCACCUCAUUUGGGAGCUCCAUGCUCUAUGGCUACAACCUGGCAGUGGUCAACUCCCCUGCAGUGUACAUUAAGGACUUCUACAACAGGACGUCAGUGAGCCGUAAUGGUACGGGGCUGGAUGAGGAGGCUCUGACCCUCAUGUACUCUCUCACCGUGUCUGUCUUUGCCAUUGGGGGUCUACUGGGAUCCCUCAUGGUGGGCAUGCUCGUCACCAGGUUCGGCAGGAAAGGCACAGUGGUGAACUCGACGGUAUUGGUGUUCAUCGCUGGAUCUCUCAUGGGCUUCAGCAGGAUCUGUGGCUCUCCAGAGAUGGUCAUCUUUGGCCGCUUCGUCACAGGGAUCCACUCAGGUAUCUCUCUGAGCGUGGUGCCCAUGUACCUGGGGGAGAUAGCUCCUAAGAACCUGCGUGGUUUCCUGGGGCUCGUGCCCAGCCUCUUCAUUUGUGCUGGGGUCUUCUCGGCCCAGAUCCUGGGUCUACACGAAAUUCUGGGGAAGGAGGAUCACUGGCCCCUGUUUCUCUCUCUGGUGGUGAUACCCACCUUCAUUCAGCUGAUGCUGUUGCCAUGGUUUCCGGAGAGCCCACGAUACCUGCUGAUUGAGAAGCACAAUGUCCACGCCACCAUUAUAGCGUUGAAGUGGUACCGGGCCAAGUGUAACAUCCAGUCAGAGAUCGAGGAGAUGCAGGAGGAGCAGCGCUCUCUGUCGUCGGUGGAGACGGUGUCGGUAUGGCGACUGAUACUGGACCCUUUGGUGCGCUGGCAGCUGCUCAGUGUGGUGGUCAUCAAUAUCGGCAUGCAGCUCUCCGGUAUAGACGCUCUCUGGUUCUAUACCAAUGACAUCUUUAGGAACGCGGGCAUCCCAGACCCAGAGAUCCAGUACACUACGGUGGGUACAGGAGCCAUCGAGAUCAUUGCCGGCCUCAUCGGGUGUUUUACCAUAGAGAAACUGGGCAGGAGGCCUCUCAUCAUCGGGGGGUUUCUAGUCAUGGGAUUCUGCUGCGCUGGGAUCACUCUCUCCCUCGUUCUACAGGUUCACUUACCAUUCAUGCGUUAUGUCAGUGUUGGAUGCGUGGUCGGUAUCAUCGCUGGUUUCUGCAUUGGGCCAGCGGGUGUUCCUUUCCUGAUAACGGCAGAGCUGUUUAAACAGUCUCACCGCCCAGCAGCCUACACUGUGGGAGGAUCCCUCAACUGGAUUUCCAACUUCACAGUCGGCUUCGUCUUCCCCUUCCUACAGAUGUCCGCUGGGUCCUACUGCUACCUGGUGUUCUGCUGCGUAUGUCUGGCGGUGGCGGCCUUUGUGUUCUUCGUCAUCCCCGAGACCAAGAACAAGACGUUCGUGGAGAUCAGCCAGAUGUUCGCCUCCAAGGAGGCGGUGCCAGAGACCCAGGGCCUGGGCCAUCCCGACCAGCUCAAACUGAGGAAGAUGAACGGAUACGGAACCCUGGAGAAUGGAUCGCUGGAGUUUGACAGCUCCUCCUCCGUCCCCUGAUAGUGGCUCUGAGAGAGAGGCUGGCUGCAUUCCAAAACUCAGAAGUAGCUUUUUUCUUUCUUCAGUAUGACCAUUGAUAGGUAAAAAGCUGUAUCGGCUGCCACAAAGAAAUCAUGGGAGGAGCAGGAUACAAUAUCACGUCGUACUGAUUUACUUUCAGAUUAAGCUGUGAUUUUGAGAUCAUGCAGUAACAGAGACAUGCACACAUACUGUAGGCACACGUAAAUAUACUGCACAUAUGCUUUCUUUUUGCCUGUUACCUUCCGAUUCCAAAUCAAGCCUUUGUUAUUUUGCAGUCAUUUAAAGGGUGUGUGGGUUAUGUCAAAACUGACAGAUCUGUACAUUUUUCAAACGGGUGUAGCUUGAUGUGUUUUAUACAUACUGUAUGGUUUUAUCAAAAGCCAGAGUUUAUUUUCUAAUAUAUAACUGUAUUUGAAAUGUGUACAUUCAAAUAUUUUAUCAAAGUAAUAACAUGCAAAGCUUUAUGAUGUUUAUGAUCAAUUAUAUACUUGUUUUCAGAGCAAUCCUUUUUGUUGUCUAAUACAUCUCAGGAGAGACAUUCACUUUGUUUUAGUCAUUAGAAUCUAACACAAAACAUGAUGUAUGGUUUUUGAAAAUUCACUUUUGGGGUUUGGGGUUGUUUGGGAUAUGUUACAACCAGUAUUGUUUCAAGUGUUCUUGUGCAGCAUAUAUAACUUCUCUGGCAAGCUCUGCAGAUGUAUAGCACAUACCAGCUAACAACAAACGUUCCCACAACUUCAGAGAACGCUCCAUUAAGAGUCUCAUUAGGUCACUAACUAAUGUUUUCAUAGGAAUGUGCCCAUGAUGUGCAAGGAAUGUUUCCAAGAGACCAUCCCCUUAAUGUAAAAUUGAACUUACCCAGGAAGUGGUUACCAUGUUCUCAGAAUUUACAAUAUUAAUGUUUUCGACAUGUUUCAUGGAAACGUUGAAAGAACAUUCACGUGUCGACCAUUUCUGAGGGUUAGGAGAAUAUUCCAUCAACAUCCCACCAAACAAAGACAGAAUAUGGUUGCCAUGUUCUCAGAACAGAAGAUAUGAAUGUUCUAGACACGUUUCAUUUGAACGUUGCAGGAACAUUUCUGCAUAUCAGUUGUCAGGACGUCGCCUGAUGGUCCCAAAGAAACGUUCUCCCCCUAAAAAAAAACAUGUUUCAUUUCACAUCACACCUUGUUACGCCCUCAUUGUUGUACCAGUGAUCCAUUUAUAGCUCGUUGUCUGUUGGCAAGGUCAGGGAUACUCUCACACAGUGCUUUUCACCUGGGAUUUAAACUGACAAACUCUUAAUUCACCACAUUCAGAUCUUCCUGCUAGCCACCAUGUCAGUGUCAGGUAUUGGUUAAUCUGAUUAUUCUCAUCAUUGAUUUGAUUGGUUUAUUUCAGCUAUUUAAGGGUUUUCUGUAUAAUUGUCUAAUCUUGGUGGGGCAUGUUAACCUGUUUUAAUAAUACUCCUGAAUCACUAUGAUCAAUAAAAUAGUUUGUUUCCUGGACUUUGAAAAGAGCUGAGAUUUACUUCAAAGUACAUUCAGCCUAUUGCUUACCUAUCAAGUUGUUUCAUCUACAUAAGUGCCUAGGGAGGAGGGGUUAGGGUUUCUUAUGGGCAGGGACUAACUAUACUGGCCCAGUAGGCCAGUCUAGAGAUAUCUUUUAUUGGGACAGUGGUUAGGGUGUUUGUCAUUAUUUGGCAACAGUUGCUACACACCUAUCUGAUUUAAUUCAAAUGUGUCCUACAUGGUAUAUUUGUUGUGGAUUUCAAAAAGACGACAGCGUUCUCAUUGAGAUGCUCAGAUAUAUAGAAUUAAUAAAUGCUGAUCAUUUAUGAGGUCGUGAUUCGUGCUCAAGGGGAAAUCCUACAGAUGUAUAGUUUGUAUAGAAAAUAGAUGCGACAAUUGCCUUUCAUUAAAACUGUCUUGUGUCGAUAAAAACAGCUGGACAUUAUGACGUCACACCUGUAAUAAAAUGAAAAAGUGAUUGAAGUGUUGCCGUUAUACAUUUAGGCAAACUGUGCAUUAAUAAAUUGGCGACAGGUUGUAUGUCCUCCUACCUAUCGGGUUCACGUCUCAGCUAGCCCGCAAAAGUUCAGCAUGGACGGAAUGCAAGAAUUGACUAUUUUUUGCCAUAUUCUUAUAAUUAUCAUGUGCCAACGUUUCGCCACGGUCCGUAGUCUACUACAGUGAAACUUGCACACCUGUAAAUCUGAAAUAAUUGGAUGGUAAAACUUGCAUCCAGCCAACUAUAAAAGCAAGGCGAAGCAAUUCGGCCAUUCUUGAAAGUCAGGACAAUCCUUAUCCUGCAAAUAAACAUUAUUUUCAUAGUUGAAACAAUAGGCAUUUAUAUUUAAAUGUGGAGUGGAGCUUAAUAGUUAAUAAGAGUUGACAUCACCUGCCCCGCGAUUCGGCAAUCAACAUUUAUUCGAAUACACCAUCGUAAUUUCCAUCAUAAUUUAUCACAAUAACGAAAGUUUGACGAAAGACAAUUCCACAACUGUCGAACAUGUAAAAAUGUUGUUUAGCUGGCGUUUUCAUUACACAUGUCGCAUUGCUUUGGUCGAAUAAAUCUGCCUACUAAGAAACUAACUUUAAAUAGAUCAGAUAGGUGUGUUGUAACUGUUGCCAAAUAAUGACAUUAACACAUUUAGCUAAGAAUGUGAGAGUAGGAUGACUCCCCUAGCAGGUCACAAACCCAGGCCAUCAGCACCAAUGACGAACACCCUUCAUCGCUUUGCCAAUAAGAAAUGUCUCUAGAACAUGUGCUUAUUGGCUAGAUCUGAAACAACUUGGUAGGUGUAAGGUAAUAGGAUGAAUGCACUUUAAAGUAAAUAUCAGCUCUGUUAAAAACAAACUCAAGAAAAACUAUUGCCAACAUGUGAUUUGGGAGUAUCAUUGAAAAAGGUUAACAUGCACCACCAACAUUAAACAACUAUACUGAAAGCGUUAAAAUUGCUGAAAUUAGUGGGCCUAAAUCCAAUCAAUGCAUGAGCACAGUCAGAUUAACUGGUAGAUGACAUGGUAGCGUAGCAGAAAACUCAGACUACUGUAAAUCAAGAGGUUGUGAGUUCAAAUCCCACGGGAGGACAUGUGAAUAAUAAUUACAGUAUAAAUUAACAUGCAUAAUGUAUUUCAAACUGUAAAAAAAGUUGAAAAUGCUAGAAGCACUGUGGGUAUGUGUGAGUAUCCCUUACCUAUGAAAGGAUAAGUUAUUCAUCAAUCGGCGUAUUGAUUAGAUCAAUAACAAGGUGUAAUGAAACAUACAUUUUGUUGGGAGAAUAUUUCUUUGGAAGCAUCAGGCGAUGUUCCCAUGAAACGUGUCAAGAACAUUAAUACUGUAUCUUAUGUUCUGAGAACAUGGCAACCAUGUUCUGUGGGACGUUGAUGGAAUAUUCUCCUUACCCUCAGAAAACUGGACACAUUAAUGUUCUUGCAAUGUCCCAUGAAACAUUUUGAUUUUACCUUUAUUUAACUAGGCAAGUCAGUUAAGAACUAACUAUUGUUUACAAUGACAGCCUAGGAACAGUGGGUUAACUGCCUUGUUCAGGGGCAGAACGACAGAUUUUUAUCUUGUCAGCUCGGGGAUUCAAUCUAGCAAACUUUCGGUUACUGGCCCAACGGUCUAACCGCUAGGCUACCUGCCACCCCAUAAUGUCUAGAACAUUAAAAUCGUAUAUUCUGAGAGCUUGCAACCAUUUUCUAUGUAUGUUUGGUGGAAUGUUGAUGGAAUAUUCUCCUAACCCUCAGAAAACUGGACACAUUAAUGUUCUUGCAACGUCCCAUAAAACGUGUCUAUAACAUUAAUGUUGAGUAUUCUGAGAACAUUGUAACGUUCUCCUACGUAACUUCAAUACUAAAACAUGCUAAAAAUGUUCUCAGAAGGUUUUUGCUAACAUAGAUAGAAUGUUCCCCUAACUAACAGAAAACACUCAAACAUUAGGGUGACAUUACAAAAACGUUCUCUCCCCUAGAAUUGUUAGCUGGGAUCUCUGCCUCUCAAGCAGCUCCCUAGCCAGGCAAAAAGUGACAGAGGGUAUCCCCAACUGACUGACUCAUGCUUGGCUCUGUAGCAUGUGGACUUGUGCCCAGACAGGGGGAGAUAUUUCACUGUGACACCACACUCAUGAUAGAGUUCCUUUCUCCCAACAGGAUGUUCAGAGGAAACAACCUCUGUCCAAUUAGUAGAGGAACCUACUGACUCUCAACUGACAGGGCAGACUCAACUCUGACGCCCAGUGGCCAGAAAGAUAAUUGCUGUUAGAAUUAUGUUGGACUGUGGUCUACAGUAUAAUGUGGCUGUGGUAGGUCUGUAAUCUACUUUAGAAACGAAUACAAAACAGUACUAUAUUCUUACAGACAUCUCUACAUGUUCAUAUGUACUUUCUCACUCUCGCUGCAGUAGCUCACUCAAACACAAGCAUGUAUGCAUUGCAUACAAACACACUACAUUACACAGCUCUCUCUCCCUCUCUCUCUCUCUGUCUCUGUCUCUCUCUCUCUCUCUCUCCACCUCUCCUCCUUCCACCUCUCUCACUCUCUCUCUGUCUCUCUCUCGCUCUCUCCACCUCUCCUCCUUCGACCUCUCUGUCUCUCUCUCGCUCUCUCUCCACCUCUCUCUCUCUCUCUCUCUCUCUCUGCAGCAGUGUAAUUAAUGGCAGCAACCCUGACUUCAUAAGCUCUGUGAGGAGCCUUAUUGCGGUGUGUCCCUGUGGCUGUGGAAGCCUGCCGCUGACGGAUGAGUGUGUCGCCGUGACUCCCUUGCUGCGCCGCUGUCACCAAUGCUGAUGGCAUUAACGUGCAGGCGACGCCGUGACAAAUGCCCGUUAUCAGCGAACGAGGCUAGUGACAAAUGGAAGGGGCGCUCCACGGCCAGCCCUGUCAUGCCAUAAUAAAAAAAGAUGGAUGAGCCCCCCCCCCACUCAGCUCUGUUAAUGCGAUUUAGGCAGCUCUCGCUGGCUCCAAUUAAGACUAUAGGAGAGAGGAAGUAGGACGGAGAGAAGGGAAGGAAGCUAGGUGGAGGGAGAGCGAGAGAGAUGGGUGGAAGAGGAGCGUUAGCUAGGUGGAGGGGGAGAGAGAGAGCGAGGUGGAAGGAAGAGAGGUAACUAGGUAGACGGAGAGAUGUGGAAGGAUGAGAAGUAGCUAGGUGGAUGGAGAGAAAGAGCGAGAGAGACAGGUGAAAGGAAGAGAGGUAGCGAGCGAGAGAGAGAGAGGUGGAAGGAGGAGAGGUGGAGAUAGA